AUGCCUGACUUCAAGUCGGUUCAACCGCUUCCGUCAUCGCCUCCUACACCUCGCAAAAGCACCACCCAGAGCUCUGCAAGCUCCAGUGUCAGCAAGGUCGCGCCAUCGUCUCCCUAUGGGAUAACAUUGGAAGAGGUCCGAAAGCUCAAUCAGGACCAAAUGACGGAGGCAAACCUUGAGGAGCUAGCUCGGAUAGGAGGCGUAAUUGCAUUGGCCACACUGUUGUGUGUGAACGUGGAGCACGGUUUGCCUCGAACCGAGAUUGACACAAACUUCACGGUUCGACGGGAUUUAUUUGGCCGGAACCUCUUCCCAGAGUCUCCAAUGAAAGGCUUGUUUCGGCUUUUUGUCGAGAGCUUACAAGACACGACGCUGAUCAUCUUGAUCAUUGCUGCUAUUGCUUCAAUGGUUACCGGCUACAUGGAGCACCCGGAGACUGGCUGGAGCGAAGGAGUUGCAAUUUUACUCGGAGUGAUCCUCGUAGCUGUCGUGACGUCAAUCAACAACUACACGAAGGAAAAACAAUUCCGUGCUCUCAGUGCGAAAAACGAUGACGUGUUGGUGAAGGUUCUUCGAGACGGCAAACCUGAUCAGGUUCCCGUAGGAGAAAUAUCCGUGGGUGAGGUGAUCAUCCUUGAAACAGGUGACAGAGUGCCUGCGGAUGCUGUUCUUAUUAACGGGAGCGAUCUAAAAUGCAACGAGUCCAGCCUUACGGGGGAACCUGAUGAUGUGAGUAAGGUGCACAAGAAGGACCCCUUCCUGCUUUCGAGUUGCCUUGUAGCCAGCGGUCGUGGGGAAUGUCUAGUGAUCGCUGUUGGUUCUGAGAGCCGCUGGGGAAAAAUCAAGUCCAAACUGGUCUGCGAGCAGAAAGCUACGCCUCUUAUGGAGAAGCUAGAAGAAAUGGCAAAGCAUAUCGGGUAUGUGGGCAUGGGUUUUUCUAUCGCAACGAUGGUGGCGAUGAUCAUCAUCUACGCCACGUCAGACGACAAGAAGCUGGAAUACUCGUGGCCGUCGUAUAUUUUACACACAUUCCUUAUCGGUGUCACGAUCAUUGUCGUUGCAAUUCCAGAAGGACUGCCACUUGCCGUGACGAUUUCGCUGUCCUAUUCAACGAAGAAGAUGCUUCGGGACAACAAUCUUAUCCGUGUUCUGGCUGCAUGCGAGACCAUGGGCAAUGUCACAAGUAUCUGCUCCGACAAGACAGGCACGCUUACGGAAAACAAAAUGACUGUGGUACAGGGCUGGGUUCUAGGCAAGUUUUUCAAGGACGAGCUUACGAACACAAGUCGAACGCAGUUACAAGUGAAUGAAAGAGCACUCGACGAACUUGCCGUCAACAUUGCGGUUAACACUAGCGCUUAUCUCAAGGAUGUCAAUGGCGCGCCACAGGUACAAGGUAAUAAAACCGAAGGCGCCGUGCUAUUGUGGAUGAACAAACUCAAGUUGUCCAUCACUGACCUUCGCCGAGAAAACUUUCAAAUUACACGUGGCGAUCGACUGUUUCCCUUCUCGUCGGAAAAGAAAUCCAUGGCUGCAAUUGUCAAGCGCAGUGAUGGAACUUGUCGUCUCUAUUCCAAGGGAGCCGCAGAGGUCAUUUUGACACGAGCAACCAAGUACAUUGACGUCGAUGGUCAUAUCCAGAGACUGACCUCAUCAAAGCGUGACGAGCUGAAUCGUAUCAUCAGACAAAUGGCCGAGUCUGCUUUACGCACAAUCUGUAUCGGUCACCGAGAUUUCGAGGCCGGAGAGCUACCAAGUGACUUGCAGUCGCUUCCUGAUGCGCCUGACCAGGAGCUAGUUGUGAACGCCAUUUUUGGUAUCCAGGACCCUCUUCGACCUGAUGUCACUGAUGCCAUUAGGGACUGUAAACGUGCCGGUAUAAUGGUACGCAUGGUCACGGGUGACAACAUCCACACUGCAUCAGCUAUUGCGAAACAAUGUGGCAUCAUGACGGAGGACGGUGUCGCGCUUGAAGGUCCAGUAUUCCGAUUCAUGAGUGUAGAAGAGGUGAGUAAACUCAUUCCCCGUCUUCAAGUCCUGGCUCGGUCUUCUCCCGACGACAAGUUUCGUCUUGUGAAUUUGCUGAAAGAUCGAUCAGAGGUUGUGGGUGUGACUGGUGAUGGCACAAACGACGCACCAGCUCUACGAACAGCAGACGUUGGUAUGGCGAUGGGAAUUACAGGCACCGAUCUUGCCAAGGAAGCGUCAGAUAUUAUUAUUAUGGACGACAAGUUUUCAUCGAUUCGGAAGGCUGUGUUGUGGGGACGUUGCGUUUAUGACAAUAUCCGCAAGUUCUUGCAGUUCCAGCUAACCGUCAACAUUGUGGCGCUUGUGGUUACCUUCGUGAGUGCCGUUACUGGUAAGGAACCACCACUAAAUUCGGUUAUGAUGCUCUGGAUCAACCUUAUCAUGGACACCAUGGGUGCUUUGGCACUUGGAACGGAAGCCCCCACGGAGGCACUACUUGAUCUACGUCCUUACAAGAAGAGUGCAAAGCUUCUUGGAAGAUGCAUGGUGAAGAACAUCAUUGUUCAGUCGCUUUUUCAGCUUCUCCUUGUUUUUUUAUUGCUCAUUUACGGCGCAGAACAAUUUGGUUAUCACGACGGUAACAAGUGUGUGUCUUGGAAAUACAGCGUUAAGUCCAGCUUUCCCACCCUCAGCAACGACACCUGCGUUACAGUAAACGGGGAUACAUGUUGGAGUUUAUCUUGCGACGACUACGCCCAGAACUCAACCGUGCUUGAGUAUCCGGUCGAUUGUCUGGACGAUACUUGUACUGCUUACGACUAUCGCCAUUACACUAUUAUCUUCAACACUUUCGUAUUCAGUCAGCUAUUUAACGAGUUCAACGCGCGGAAGACAAACAACGACUGGCGAGUUUUCAACGGUCUGGUGGCGAACCCUCUCUUCAUCAUGAUAGUUUUGAUCACGCUGUUCGUCCAGGUACUACUUGCUGAGUUCGGUGGCGACUUUAUUAAAACGAGUGGCAUUUCAUUUACGCAUUGGCUUAUUUGCUUCGGCUUCGGCGCUCUCUCCCUCCCUGUUGGUAUAAUAAUGCGCUUGAUUCCAGUGACCGAGUCUCCUGGCGCGUUUGCAAACCCGAAUGGUAUUUCUCAAGGAUGA
Phytophthora infestans T30-4 is the source of this 3123-nucleotide messenger RNA. Its product is annotated as calcium-transporting ATPase, putative. Gene Ontology annotation, cellular component: membrane; intracellular membrane-bounded organelle. Gene Ontology annotation, molecular function: ATP binding; ATP hydrolysis activity; P-type calcium transporter activity. The transcript has 2 exons. The record is from RefSeq and is a predicted model, not a curated record. Bases 1 to 3123 code for a protein of 1040 amino acids. Gene Ontology annotation, biological process: calcium ion transmembrane transport. Lineage: Eukaryota; Oomycota; Peronosporomycetes; Peronosporales; Peronosporaceae.